AUGAAGUACACGAUUCCCUUGGUCGCCAUGGCCAACAUCGCCACCGUGGCCGGCCUUACCCAGCAGUGCACCGGCCGUGCCGUCAACGAGGGCGGCAACUUCUUCUGCGGCGCCGUCGAGCACAUCGUGUACAAGGGCGUCGGCAGCGCCGGCAGCUACCAGGCCGUCAAGGGCAUGACCUCGACCGGCGAGUGCCAGAAGGAGCCCAAGUCGUUUAGCGGUCCUCUUGCUCCUCUGGACGAAGGUCUCUCCCUGCACUUUCGCGGCCCCAUCCGCGUCAAGGAGGUGGCCGUCUACACGCUGUCCGCCAAGGCGAAGCAGAGACGGCAACAAGGCGAGGCCACAGAAGGCCCGGCCCAAGGCGCUGCCGCCGCCCACGGCCACCAGCAGUUCCACGAGGCGGCCAGGAAGAAGAAGAAGCGCGCCCCCGCCGAGUGGGUGACGGCCACCAUCAACGGCCAAGUCGUGUCCUGGGAGAACAACUGGCACGGCGGCAACCCGACGCCGGCCCCUCUGGCCGCUGCCGCUGCCGCUGCCGCUCCCACCGUGCCGGCCGCGCCGGCCGCGCCCAAGCCCAAAGCCAAGCCGGCCACCUCGGGCCAGGCCUGGGACCGCACCUCGUACUACAACGCCGAGACGCAGCAGGCCGAGAACCUCGUCUUCCUCGGGAACCACGGUGGCCAGGGCUCCGGCCAGUUUGACACUGUCUGGGGCAACUCGCUCUCGUACCUCAACGCCCAGGGCACCGCCGGCGCCAGCUCCUCCCAGAUCCUCGCCGACGUCGACAUUCCCUCGGACAAGGAGUUUUCCAUCUUCAGCGGCGAGCCUUGCGACGAGAGCUGCGGCUUCUCGCGCGCCAAGGACGUCGCGUACAAGGGCUUCGAGGGCGCGCACAAGGUCUUCCUCUUCAAGUUCAAGAUGCCUCUCGACGGCAACCGCGCCAACAACAACGGCGACAUGCCCGCCAUCUGGUCCCUCAACGCGCACAUCCCCCGCUCGGCGCAGUACAACGCCUGCAGCUGCUGGCCCAAGUGCGGCGAGUUUGACUUUUUCGAGGUCCUCGCCUCGGGCGACACAAAGUGCAAGAGCACCCUCCACCUCAGCCCCGGCGGCGGCUCCUCCGACUACUUUGCCCGGCCCACCGACGCCUACAUCAAGGGCGCCGUCGUCUUCGACGCCGACGCCGGUGCCGUCGCCAUCCGCGUCCUGCCGGCCGACACGGACUUUUCAAAGGGCCUCGACGACGCCACCGUCCAGGCCUGGCUCACUGGCCAGAGCCCCUCCGCCGGCGGCCUCGUGGGAGGGCUCCUCUCGAGCGUCUUUGAGCUUGUCGGCGGCCGCUUGAGCGCCUAA
Messenger RNA from Cordyceps militaris CM01, 1353 nucleotides. RefSeq lists its product as uncharacterized. The transcript has 4 exons. NCBI's taxonomy places the organism in Eukaryota, Fungi, Ascomycota, Sordariomycetes, Hypocreales, Cordycipitaceae. The coding region runs from base 1 to 1353 and encodes 450 amino acids. The record is from RefSeq and is a predicted model, not a curated record. Gene Ontology annotation, cellular component: fungal-type cell wall.